CCAGAGGCUGCCUCCGCCAGGCACAGCGGCACCUGCCAGAGGCCUGUGCUGCGGGAAGGAGGAAGUGCGGAUUUGCUGUGCUCACAGCAGCUUGUGUGAAAUUUCUACUGCACGCCUUGGAUCCAUGCUCCUAAUCAGCUUAUGAGCUUCCCUUGACCUACGCUUCUUUUCCUAAUGCGUGUCUGACUAUGGCUGUCCUCAAAGUCAAAUUCACCAAAACCAAGAGGGACAAAUUGGCUCAGAUCUUAUGGAUCCUCAACUGGGUUUCUGUAGUGAGUGGGAUCAUUCUCUUCAGUCUUGGCCUCUUUCUGAAAAUAGAGAUCAAGAAGCGCAAUGAAGUGAUGGCAAAAGGGGACAUUAACUCUGUCCCCAACAUGCUGAUCUCUGUAGGGGUCAUAGCAUGUAUCAUCAACUUUCUGGGGGGCAAAAUCUGCUACGACUGCUCAGAUGCAAACAAGUUCUCUCGCUGGAAACUAGUAAUGCUGCCAUACAUCGUAUGUACCUUCUGUUUCACCUUCUGCAUCCUGGUGGGCGCUCUCAUGUGCUACACCAUGAGGAACGAGCUGGAAGAGUCUCUCUAUCUCGGACUGAGGGAUGCCAUUAAGUUCUAUAAAGACACAGACAUACCUGGGCGAUGUUUCUUAAAGAAAACAGUGGAUUUGUUACAAAUUGGAUUCCGUUGCUGUGGAAACAAUGGUUUUAGAGACUGGUUUGAAAUUCAGUGGGUAUCUCCUCGGUAUCUGAAUAUGGCUUCCAAGGAGGUUCUGGACCGUCUGAAGAGCAACGUUGAUGGGAAGUUCUUGGUGGAUGGAGUCCCCUUCAGCUGCUGCAACCCCAGCUCGCCACGGCCCUGCAUCCAGUACCAGCUGACAAACAACAGUGCUCACUACAACUACGAUUUCCUCACAGAGGAGCUCAAUAUCUGGAUGAAGGGGUGCAGAGAGGCCCUGCUGGAUUACUACACUGGUAUCAUGAGAUCCAUUGGCAUUGCAGCAUUGCUUAUUUGGUUGUUCGAGCUCUCUGUACUGAUUGGUGUCCGGUACCUGCAGACAGCCAUGAAGAAUGUCCUUCUGCUAGGAGAUCUGGAGGGUGAAUCAGAUGGUUGGUUACUAGAAAAUAGUUUUGUGGAAACUGCCAAAUACAACAUCAACAUCAUUAAGAAUCUCGGCAAAGCCAACCAGAUCUCCACCGUCUCAGGCAUGAACGACCCCAACAUUAACAUUCAAAACACAGACUGUGACAAAACUAAUAUUACAACAAAAUCUAUCCCUGCAGCUAGGUAGGUAAAUCUUCCAAGAAAUGACAUCACAAGUGUAGCUUUGCUCUAUUACAGUCCUACAGUCACCAGAUUUUAUCUGGUCGGGGAAAAAAAAGUAGAAAAACUAGUAAAACAAUUGAACAAGCCACAGACUGGUGACAGCUCCAGAAAUGCUGAUACUUCUUUGGAUGGAUGUGUUUUUACUUGUAAAAUCCCUGAUUCUCAACACUGCAAGAAACUUGAGGAAUUUCCCCCACUUUCUCUCCUUUACCUACAGACUUCUAUCAUGGUCUGAAUGCAUCAGAAUAAUCAUUAUGCACAAGCAAAUAUUUCAGACAGGGUGAGUCUACAUGUACUAACAUAAAGAUUAGUUGAAUAGGUACCAAAGAAGUUUGUCAUUAAACCUAUAAAAAUCACAGUAGCAGGGAAAUCCCGGAAAAAAUUAUUACACUGGAUACAAAGACUCUUUAUGAAAAAGAAAACAAAAACUGAAAUGAAGAUUCUGCUGGUACAAGUUAGGAAUGGGGAAAUUUUAGCAAAAAUAUAUGUAUAUUACAGCCUACAAGAAUGCACCAUGUAUGUGAAAUUCAGGUGAAGGCAAUAAAAGUUACCACAAAAAAAGUUAACUUGUUUUUCCCAAAAUGUCUGAAGUACCUUUUCAUUUCCCCACCUCCAAUAGUUUAGAGAAAGCUACUUGCCCCACUCCCCUGAAAGUCAAAGAGUACAGUUGAAAAGAGUUCUCUGCUUAAGGAAACUGACAGCUUGUACAGGGAUAUUUAAGCUUCCAACUAGCAUGUGAUAGUACAAGUUUAAAAACAAGUAGAUACUUCCUAUGAAACAAACACUGAUGAUCCUAGAUGUUUGGAAGCUCCUAGUUUCAAAAGUACUUUACCACACUGAUCCAGGGGUGGGAAGAGGUUAUUUGUAAUCAAUGAAGGCAGACAGACUGACAACUCACACAUUAAGCCCCUGCUACCAUGUUCAGGAGCUUGGUCAAUUCAUGGAGUGAAAGCCUUCAAUGCCCAAAACACCUGUAGUUACAGGAUGCCCUAUGACUGUAAUCAAUCAUUAAUGGCCAGCAGGAAGAAAGUACCAAUAAAAACAGAGGUGGAAAAACCAAAUGAAAUAUUUCACUUGUCACUGCUGUGAGUGCAUUCUUUGGAUAAUCAAGUAAAAGAAGUUUUAUCACUGAAAUAUUUUAAAUAGAACCAUUCCUGCUUUUGAAACUGUGCAAAAUAACAGUAAAAAUUUCUUUACCUAAAUAUUGUUGUAUCCCAUGAGAAAAAGCAAAAGAUUAUAGUAUAAGGAUAUAUUGUAAAUAAACUGUGCAAUGUAAUAAUCUGUAGUGUAAUUCCAGCAGGCUAUGUCCAUGACCAUAAU
This is a messenger RNA of Passer montanus (Eurasian tree sparrow), 2638 nucleotides long. Its product is annotated as photoreceptor outer segment membrane glycoprotein 2. The coding region runs from base 189 to 1283 and encodes 364 amino acids. The record is from RefSeq and is a predicted model, not a curated record. The transcript has 4 exons. Lineage: Eukaryota; Metazoa; Chordata; Aves; Passeriformes; Passeridae. Gene Ontology annotation, biological process: visual perception. Gene Ontology annotation, cellular component: membrane.